UUUAUAGUCAUUUGUGUCAUGGUUUAACAGAAACGAUCUUCCUCUUACUAACUUGGAACCUUUUUCUGUCAGCUUGAGAGAAAGGAACCUCAAGCUGUAUGCCGUGCGAUGUCCUGGCUGAUUACUAUUGCAUAUUUUUUUCUGUAAUGGAUGCUUGAAGUGUUUGUAUGUGAGGACCAAAGGACUGUCAACAUCCUCAGGAACACUGAAAUGGAUCUCUUUUAUGAAGCCGCACAUUAUUUGCAAUCAAAAGGGAUUGAAGUUGCUGAGUAUGAUGCAGAAAACGAUGAAGACCAAGUGUUCAGCUCAGGAUUCUCAGAAGAAUUAACCUUUGAGGAAAAUCACUUUGUCCAAUCUAGGAGUUCUGAUAGCAGCGAGCGUACAUGUUCCACUGAGCUCUUGUGUGAGGGAGAAAUUGACUCGGAAACACUAUUGGAGAAGCGGAUGCAGGUGCUAACAAAUGUGCAAAGUUCUGAAGGACAAUAUGUGAGCGAACUCCAGGCCCUGAUGGUGCUAAUGAAGCCCCUCCAUGCUGCAGCGAACACUUCCCAGCCUGUACUCACCAGUGAACAGAUACAGACAAUCUUCUUCCAAGUACCAGAAAUACAUGCAAUUCACAAAGAAUUUUACACCAAACUUUGUCUGCGACUCGAACUGAACGACCCAAACAUGCAAGUUGGGGACCUCUUUGAGAAAUUGGUUAAUCAGCUGGGAGUGUACAAUGCAUUUCUGGACAAUCUUGAAACUGCCACAGCAGUGGCACAGAGAAGUACUCAAGCAGAUGAGCGUUUCAAGAAUCUGGCGGAGAAAAUCAAGCCAGUGAAAGAUUCGGAGACAGUCUACACCUUGAAUGAACUGCUACAUAUGCCCGUCCAAAGAGUGACAAAGACUCUAUCGGCCAUGCACGAUGUCCUGAAGUUUACUCCUGAGGAACACUCCGACUGCCCACUACUCAACGAAGCAGUUCGAAUUUCCAACAACUUCUUGUCAGGCAUUAAUCAGACUAUACCACCCAAGAGGGCCUCUGUCACUGUCUCCAAAGCAACGACUCGACAAGUUGUGAAAGAUGGCUUUGUGGUUGAUGUAACAGAUGACAUUCGCAGACUGCGACAUAUUUUUCUCUUCACAGAUUUACUUCUCUGUGCCAAACUCAAAGAGGGGAAGCAGCCUUUGUAUAAGCUUGAAUGGCACAUACCGAUGAGGGAUCUUAGAGUGGCAGUUGCAUCAGGACCAUUUCCUACUGAACCUCAGGAGAUUAUGGAUGAAGUGAGAAGGAAGAUCUUCCAAGCCAGAAUGGAGAUUCAGCAGGCAAAGCAUGGUGACAGAUUCCUGAUGACCCGAGUGCUUGAGCGUGUCAAGAAAAGACUGAGGGACAAUGAACUCUGGCUACUCAAACAUUCUCCCACCAUCCCUCUGAUGGUUAGUAGCAGGAAUGGAAAGAGCUACACCCUUCUGUUGUCCUCUGAGUAUGAAUUGUCUCAGUGGAUGGAGCAAAUCGAGAAACUAAGCAGCAAGAGCAAGGAAGGAGAUACCAGCUCUCCAUCGCCGUACGAUCUCCUGAAGCUCACCAGCUCCAGCUCCCCAUCGCCAUAUGAUCUCCUGAAGCUCACCAGCUCCAUCAUGAAGCUGCGGAUGAUGCAUACGUUACCACUGCACAGCAUUACUGAUGAAAAUGACAAUAACACCCUCUGUGGUACACUGUCUGUUCUGCUUCACUCAGCAAGAGGAUUUUCACAGCCAGAAGAUGUGUACAGUUGCUUGGAGGUUGACUGCUUUGGGUAUUUUGAGAAGAAAGCUCAAACAGAGGUUGAGAAGGAUACCUGUGAGCCCUGUUGGGAAGAGGAAUUUAAUCUGGAGGUGGACGGUGCUCAGUCAUUGCGGGUUCUAUGCUGUAAACACUCAAAUGACUCGUCAGCUGACUUCCUGAACACAAUCUUGUGGAAAACAGAAAUGCAGCUGGACCCAAAGGCUUUACAGGUGAAAGAAUGGAAGCGGACAGUGUUGCAGUCGAAUGGGAUUGAGGUCUUGCUGUCUCUGAGAUACCAGGCUCACCAGCUGCAGCCUCCAGCACCGUGCUCUGUCAUUCAGAAGGAGGUAUUUGGCGUACUGAUUGAAGAGGUCGCAAAGCGAGAAGGAGUGCAGGUACCAUAUAUCGUGCGCCACUGUGUGCAGGAAGUGGACAGCAGGGGUCUUGAGGAAGUGGGCAUUUAUCGUGUUUCAGGUGUUGCAACGGAAGUUCAAGCCUUAAAGAUAGCAUAUAGUGCAAAUAUUAAGGAAGCGUUAGUCAAACUGAAAGUUGCUGAUAUUCAUGCUGUCGCUGGAAUCCUCAAGCUUUAUUUUCGAACUCUUCCUCAGCCACUACUCACACAUGACCUUUACUUGGCCUUCUGCCGUGGAAUUGCUCUCACAGACCCUGUGGCCAAAGCUACUGAGAUGUUGUCACUAUUAAAGGCACUGCCAGAAGUAAACCUCAACACCUUCCUCUUCCUUGUGGAGCACCUCAAGAGGGUAUCGUCAAAGGAAACCAUCAACAAAAUGACAUCGUACAACCUUGCCACAGUCUUUGGUCCAACAUUACUACAGGCCCCUCCUAUGGGCAACAUGCAGGCAGGAUCGUGCAAGGACAUUUCACAGGAGAUUGUUGUACAGGUUCAAGUCCUGAUGUUUUAUUUACAGUACACUGAUCUUCCAAAGUAUGAGGUCAGAAAACGCUCAUAUUCCACUUCUGUAGAGACAUAACACCUGUUUUCAAGAAAAUAAUAAAAAGCCAGGAAAGAACUAUGUGUGAAGGUCGAGCUUGGCAGCAGAGGACUGUGCAGGAAUCUCCUCAGUGUGCUAAUGUGGAAUGUGAAAGAAACUGCGUGUUACAUUAAUGUGGAAUACAUGCCUGUACACAUGCACCCCACAGCUUGUGUUAGCCAUUUAGAACAGAAAACAGGAACCCUUCAGGUCUCCUUUCAGACUGCUACAUGUGCCUGCCUCCCUAGCCAUCUUUCAUUGAGUCAUCUUGCAACUAAGCCCAUAUUUACUAAAUGCUGGUUUAUGCUAGGGGUAAUCUGUGCUGCUGAACUCCAGUAUUCCCAAUACAAAAACUUUUAAUUUAUCACAGGUGAACACCGGUAUUCCUACAAAGAUGCCAUUAAUUCUGCACAGGUGAACACAAGUAUUCCUGUUACAGAAGUCUUUACUGCAGCACAGUUGCACAGCGGUAUUUCUUCACCAGAAGCAUUUAACUCAAUCGAUGUGACCUUUGUGAUGUCAGUAACUAACAUCAUUCUGUGAAACCAUUUUAGCACUUGUGUUGCUCUGGUCAGACCAGUACCUAAUAAAGAGAAGAAUACCAGUUAACAUUGUAAAUACCAGUUAACAUCGUAAAUACCAGUUAACAUCAUAAAUACCAGUUAACCUCGUAAAUACCGGUUAACAUCAUAAAUACCAGUUAACAUCAUAAAUGCCAGUUAACAUUGUAAAUACCAGUUAACAUCAUAAUAGUCAGUAAAACACCCUGGCAAUGCCUACAUGGUCACAGUCAGUACCAGGCAACGUCUGAUUAAACUACAAGGAAAAGUAAAAAGUAUCUAUUACUAGCUACCAGAAGAAAAUAUAUUACUAGUUACCAGAAGAAAAAGGUGUUAAUUAUUGUCAGUGUGCCAGAACUGUAGUUAAUUAUGGCUUGUUAACAACUAAUUUAAGCUGCAUAGGUCUGAAAUCUUGGUCAUUAAAUGACAAACAUAACCUUCUGAUACAGCAUGGGCAGCCAGACUGGAAAAGUAGCCAAGUGCAGCCAAAACUUCCAUUCCUGAUUGAUGAAAUUCCAGUCAACACCACUGGAACUCUUUGAGGCUGUUUGGUCAUGGCUGGCCAUUGGUGAACAUUUUCACUUUAUGUGCAUAAUACAUUUUAUUUUCUGGUAAUAAAACAACCUGUCCUUGAAAGUUAUGGUGGUGUGUGUGCUGUGUGUAGGUUUGUGUCUGUCGAAGAACCUGUACUGACGGAAGCAGAGACUGAUGUAUAGUUAUUCAGAUUUGCAGCAUGCUGCCACUGUCUUCUGUCAUAGUCACAAUUUUUUGUUAUGCCUGAUAACUUGCUGUAAUCAGUGCUGAACAAAGGUUCAGAAAUUUGUUUUAUUUGCCUAUUUACUAAAUGAGCACAGUUUCAGUACUGCUGCCAAACUUUCUACUGUAUAUAACUAUGUAUUUAACUAGAAAGGUGCAUGAACGGAUCUAGAAAAAAAUAAGUUGGUAAUAACAGACUGGCAGGCAAAUACAACAAAUAUGUAAUAUGCUUUGAAGUUAAAGUUAAAGUUUCAUGCAUACAUUAUAAGAGAAAGUAAACAAAACUAUCAAGAGGAAAUUGUUGCCUAACAGAAAAUGUGUAAUUUAUGGUCAUUGCUUAUAUGACUGAUGCUAAACUAUUAAAUACAUUGGUCUGAAACACA
Protopterus annectens (West African lungfish) is the source of this 4438-nucleotide messenger RNA. RefSeq names its product active breakpoint cluster region-related protein-like. The transcript has 23 exons. Gene Ontology annotation, biological process: positive regulation of GTPase activity; signal transduction. Gene Ontology annotation, cellular component: membrane. The record is from RefSeq and is a predicted model, not a curated record. Lineage: Eukaryota; Metazoa; Chordata; Ceratodontiformes; Protopteridae. Gene Ontology annotation, molecular function: GTPase activator activity; guanyl-nucleotide exchange factor activity. Bases 151 to 2739 code for a protein of 862 amino acids.